AUGGCGGAUUCUUCUAUCAUUCUUAUCACUGGCGGCAACACAGGCAUCGGCUAUGAAAGCGUAAAAGCCCUAUAUGCCUCGUCGCAGCCCCACAAAAUCCUCAUGGGCAGCCGCUCGCUCGAAAAAGCAAAUGACGCGAUCUCAAAGCUCAAAAGCGAAGUCUCGGCUUCAAAGUCAGAUGUUGAGCCCAUUCAGAUCGAUAUCGAAGACGACGAGUCCAUUGAGAGAGCAUUCAAGCAUGUCGAGAGCAAGUACAGGCGUCUUGAUGCUCUGGUGAACAAUGCCGGCGGAUCUUUCGAUGGCAUGAUACGUGAGGAUCCCAGUCCCAAAGGCAUCCGCGCAGCAUGGGAAAAAACCCACUCCCUCAACGUCACCUCGACCCAAGUCGUCACACAGACCUUUGCACCACUGCUGAUUGCUUCCUCCAACCCGCGCCUGCUCUUUGUAACCUCUGGUCUCUCUUCCUUGGAGAACUGCGCUGGCGGCGGCGAUGCCAGUGCCAGCCUGUUCGCCAAAGAACAGCCCAAAGGCUGGCCGAAGCCUCCACAAUGGACUCCAACGGCCUACCGGUCCAGUAAAGUUGCGUUGAACAUGGUGAUGCUGAGCUGGGAGAAGAUGCUCGCGGUGGAUGGUGUCAAGGUUUUCGCUAUCAGUCCUGGCUUCUUGGCUACUGGACUUGGAGGUAUGACUGCCGAAUUUAUGAGGAAGAUGGGUGCGGGUGAGCCGAGCGUUGGCGGAGAGUUUAUCAAAGAUGUGAUCGAGGGAAAGAGGGAUGGAGAUGCGGGUAAAGUCAUCAACAAAGAUGGGGUGCAGCCUUGGUAGGUGUGUUGAGCAGAUUGUGGUUGUGAGUGGAAUUAUUCCCUUGCAGAGAACCAUACAACAUAGGAGGAUGGCUGUGACUCCAAUAAA
Messenger RNA from Exserohilum turcica Et28A, 909 nucleotides. RefSeq lists its product as uncharacterized. The record is from RefSeq and is a predicted model, not a curated record. The transcript has 3 exons. The coding region runs from base 1 to 822 and encodes 273 amino acids. NCBI's taxonomy places the organism in Eukaryota, Fungi, Ascomycota, Dothideomycetes, Pleosporales, Pleosporaceae.